AUGCCGUUUAAGUUACAUUUGAAAAAAAGUAGACAUUACAAUGUUAUAUCUAAAUCUCUCUUUGUUAUUUGUGUCGAAUUACUCGAUGGAACAACUAUUGAAUGUUCCUUAUCAGCUGAAAGUUUGGGAUCGGAAUGUAUGGAAUACGUUUGUCAGAGACUUGGUUUACAACAGCAUGAAUUUUUUGGAUUGUGUUACACAUCCAGACAUGGAAUAUGUAAAUGGGUAGAAAUGGACAGACCGUUAAAAAGACAGCUAGAUAAAUAUGGGCGAGAUCAAAGUUUAUAUUUAAGAGUUAUGUAUUAUGUUAAUAAUGUUUCAUUGAUACAAGAUGAAACAACUAGAUAUCAUUAUUUUUUACAAAUUAAAAAAGAUGUUAUCGAAGGUAGAAUUCAAUGUAGAGUUGAAGAAGCCGUUUUACUGGCUACAUUUGCCAUGCAGGCUGAAUUUGGGAAUCACGAUCAUGAAAGACACACGGCAGAAUAUUUAAAAGAUUUUGUAGUUUUUCCUCAACACAUAAUAGAACAUGCUCAUCAUUUGGAUUUGUAUGAAGCUGUAGUUCAACAACAUGCUGGUUUGGCUGGUCUUCCUCAGGGAGUAGCAAAAGAACGUUACAUAUUAGUUGCAAAACAAUUAGAUGGAUAUGGUCAAGAAACUUUCCUUGCCAGAGAUGAACAAAGAAAUCCCGCAUUGGUAGGAGUAUCAUUAAAUGGUAUAAUUGUUGGACAGGAAAAUAAUACAUGCACAAAAUUUUAUCAAUGGAAAGACAUAUCUAACGUGAUAAAUCACAAAAAACAGUUUAUAAUUGAAUGCCAAUGUCCCGAAGAUAAUGUUCAAUUUGAAUUUGGUGAUCCGGAACUUGCCAAAUAUGUUUGGAAACUUUGUGUUCUUCAGCACACAUUUUGUAUGCAAAACGACCAAAGUUCAGAGAAUGCCAUUAAUAGGCCUGAAAGGAAUCCUUUACAAACUUCAAACGAUCAUGUUCAGUUCAAUAAUCUUUUUAAACAAACAGCAGAAUCAAGACUUGUAGACAGUUUAAAUGAUUUAGGUAGAAAUGAUCACAUGUUUAGAAGCAGUAGCCUGACACCGGGUGUAGGUCAAAGAGCACAGUCAACAUCUUAUUUAGACUUAAGUUCUCAGCCUGAUGCUGACAGAUUGAGAUCAUUAUUGCCAUCUUAUCGUCCUGCUCCUGACUAUGAAACUGCCAUACAGCACAAAUACAUUAGGCAAGCAGCAAACAUAUCAAGAUCGAAUCCUCAAGUUGGCUUAUUAUACAGUAGCCAACCUGAAAUACAUCAGACUCACAUUCACGAGAAUGUGGGUGGAUAUUGUUAUCCAGAUGUCACUCAGGUAAAAAGAAUGUAUGUUGAUGACGAUCAACAAAGAAUGGUCAAGGCCAAUCAUGGACCUCCUGGAAUGACUAUUCAUACUUACAGUACGCCAGAUUUAGAUAAUUUGGAAUCUCGGUUAUUGGCUGGAUUUCAAUUGCUUCAAUUGUACAAAGCACCUCCACCUUAUAGAGAUCCAUUAGCUAGGCCAAAUAGUAAUAGUACACCGGAUCUUGCCUCACAAACAUUUGGACCUCUUCGAAUGGCUUUCAAUAAACCUCAGGUCAGCGGUUCAAGUCCGGAUUUAGUCUCUUCCAGGACGUUGUCUGCCAGAAAUUUUAGUCAUCCUUAUCUGGAACAACUACAUCCGAAUUCGGAAGCUCACAGGACUUACACUAAUCUUGCCAAUAUAGAAGGACCGACUUUGAUGUAUCAAAAAGGAAUUUCUCCCAAUCCUGUCGCUGCGUAUCGAAUCACCGCGAAAACUCUUAAGGAAAACACGGAACCGAUUUAUGAAAAUAUUCCACUCCCGUGGAGAGAAGAUUCAGAAUUAAGAAGUAGAACGUCAAGUAUACAGUCAGCUCCCGAAAUAAUAACGGAUAAGGAUCAGGGACAACAACAAAAAUUACAACAAACGCAGCAGCAGCAGCAGCAACAGCAAAUGCAACAAUUACCGACGCUUCAACAACAACAUCAAACAACAAAUGGAAAAAUCAUUAUUAAAGAUAAUCAAUCAGAAAAUAAUGAUGUUAAGCAAAAAAAUAAUUUAAAUUUAUCACAAACAACAACAACAACAACAACAAACCAGACAAAUACGAUUCUAUUGAAUUCUUCAACAAACAGUACAAACACAAAUUCUGAUUUGAAUAAAACUGACAUUUCAUUGUAUUCUACAGAAAAAUCCACGACGAGUACCGAAACGACUUCGAGUAAGGGAAAAUCAUGGAAAAGAUGGGGAGGGAUUUUAGGAAAAGGAAAAAGCAACACUUUGCAAAAAUCGAGAAAUAAAAACGAGAAUAACGCGAGCAGGGAACAACCCUACAGGUGGAGCACGGGACUCCGUUGGUUACCCAUUAUUCCGACGGCGUCAAAGGAAACUUUGUGUCAGUGCCUCGAGAAAAAAUUAUCGGAUCCGCAAAUAUUUUACGAAUUUGAUAAAAUUCCCAAAAUGAAAAGGAAUCCCGAUUUCAUCACGGCUCUUCAUCCCGACAACGUGGAUAAAAACAGAUUCAAGGAUGUUUUACCCUACGAAGAAAAUAGAGUUCGACUAACGCCUACGAAGGAUAAUAAAAUGGGAUACAUCAAUGCUUCUCAUAUCACGGCCACAGUCGGAAACAGUCAAAGGUUUUACGUGGCCGCUCAAGGUCCCUUAUCAAGCACGGUUGAUACGUUUUGGCAAGCAGUUUGGGAAGUUGAUGCUUACCUUGUUGUGAGGCUAACAUCUAAAGAAGAAGAAGAUUGUUUCACUUACCUUCCCGCAUCAUCGGAUCAUUGCUUACAACUCGGCGAGUAUCAAAUUUGGAAAGAAUUUUCACAAGAAACUGGUCAUUGUUUGACGAGUCGUCUAAGGGUGCAACACACGACGGCGAGACGAAGUCGAUCGAUUUGGCAUCUCCAGUACACAGAUUGGGGAGAUCAAGGGUGUCCCUCUAGUCCAUCUCAUUUCUUAGGUUUCUUAGAGGAAUUAAAUUCCGUUCGUUUGCACACGAUCGAAGACGUACCUGCGGGUCACAACAGGAAUCCUCCCGUAUUGGUUCACUGUAGCGACGGAGUGGGAAGAACGGGAGUUACCAUUUUAUGCGAUCUGGUACUUUACACUCUCGAUCAUAAUCAGGAGGUGGACGUGCCGAGGGUUGUCGCACUUCUUCGUCAUCAAAGAAUGCUUAUGGUUCAAAACGUUGCUCAGUAUCAUUUCACCUUCAAUCUUCUGCUGACUUAUCUCAAACAAUCCCGUCUUAUCUAA
Pediculus humanus corporis (human body louse) is the source of this 3291-nucleotide messenger RNA. RefSeq lists its product as uncharacterized. The record is from RefSeq and is a predicted model, not a curated record. Gene Ontology annotation, cellular component: cytoskeleton. Gene Ontology annotation, biological process: protein dephosphorylation. Lineage: Eukaryota; Metazoa; Arthropoda; Insecta; Psocodea; Pediculidae. The transcript is spliced from 15 exons. Bases 1 to 3291 code for a protein of 1096 amino acids. Gene Ontology annotation, molecular function: protein tyrosine phosphatase activity.